Messenger RNA from Fusarium pseudograminearum CS3096, 417 nucleotides. RefSeq lists its product as uncharacterized. The transcript has a single exon. The coding region runs from base 1 to 417 and encodes 138 amino acids. The record is from RefSeq and is a predicted model, not a curated record. Lineage: Eukaryota; Fungi; Ascomycota; Sordariomycetes; Hypocreales; Nectriaceae.
AUGUUGCCAUUUCACUACUUCAUCUUCACCCUCCUCACCAUGGUGGGCUCAGGCUUCUGUCUACCUACACAAACACUAGAAGCCCAGCCCGCACCAACACUAUCGCACGCUCUCCCCGACACGACAAGCAUGCCUGAUUCUCUGGAGGAAAGACAGGAGAGAAACAACGCCAACCCGUCUGUCUUCAACCCUCCCGUCACGGCGGCGCCUGACCAGGCGGAGAAGCUGGAGAGCAUGGGUUGGAGGCAGACGACGUACUACGAGUGCAGAACUAGAGGCGGACAGGAACGCUGCGGGUGGCAUAUCCCUGUUUACAAGGCUGCUGCUGAGGGUCGGAGAGGGGAGAUUGUGGGGUGGAAGGUAGUCGUUGGGAUUGCUUUGGGGUUGGCGAUGCUGUUGUAUGGAGGGUGGUGGUGA